AUGAAUUGUAGUGCGAGUGUCUUCAUCUCAAAAAACAUUUUUAUUCCGGAACUUGUCAAAUCAUAUGAACAUCAUUUAGACGAUCAGGGUUAUCUUCUGCCACCCUUGCUACUUGGUUUGCGUUAUGUUCACAGACCCUACCAAUUGACAGGACAGCAGCUGCAAACUUUUUUGCAAAGUCUACGUCAUGUAGCAGAAAGUAUGUCCAGUAUUAAGAAUGAGAAUAGUUUUACUGAUGAGGCAUUUGAAAGUUUCUUCCCUGUAACAAAAGAACAGUUCCAGGAAAUAUUCAGAUAUUGUGAAGAAUCACCAGUACCACGUAUUGGUGGAUUUAGGUAUGUUAGCAAGAAAGAUUUAUUAAUGUUUUUAUGCAAAUUAAGACACGGUCUCUCGGAUGAAUUCCUUUCGCACAUAUUUCAAUACUCAACUCGUCAAGCGACAAGUUUGGCUGUUGCCACUGUUAGAGAGUCUUUGAUGAUGCGUUUUGUUCCUACGAACAUUGGCUUUGAUGCAAUCACACGAGAAGAUUAUAUGAAUUUACACGUUUCAGAAUUUACUAAUAACUUGUAUAAUUCCCAGCCAAAUACUCCUCGAGUUAUCGCAAUCAUUGAUGCUACUUAUACUUAUAUUGAUAAAAGUUCCAACUUUAGGUCUCUCCGGCAGUCCUAUUGUGUUCAUAAAGGCCAGCAUUUAGUAAAACCUUACAUGAUAGUAGCACCUGAUGGUUACAUCCUUGCAAUCCAGGGCCCAUAUUUCUCGGAUAGUCGUAACAAUGAUGCUUCUAUUUUGCGCAAUGAGUUUGAGAAAGAUGCUGACAGAAUGAGACACUGGUUUCAAGAAAAUGAUAUUGUCAUUGUUGAUCGCGGAUAUAGAGAUGCGACGGAGUUACUCGAACAGUUAGGCAUAGUUUGCAAAAUGACAGCACAUCUGGAACGUGGACGAAAUCAGCUUAGUACUAAAGAAGCUAAUGCUUCGCGUCUUGUCACAAAACAACGGUGGGUAGUGGAAGCGAGAAAUGGCCAUAUAAAAUUAAUUUUCAAAAUCUUCGCCAAUCUUGUACAGAUUCAGCAUGUGCCACACGUAGGAAAUUUUUAUCGAAUUGCUGGUGCAAUCAUUAACCGCUAUCGUCUUUCAUUAAUAAUGAGAGAUGUUAACGCAGAUCUUGCUCAACAUUUGCUCGAAAAAGUAAAUGAAGUAAAUGUUGUUCAAGCACUCGUGGAAGUAGAAAAUCUUCAUACUCGAAAUGCUCAACGAUGGAUUCGUUUGGAUGCUGCAUUAUUAAAUGAUUUUUCAGUCCUCACGAUUGACUUCUUAAGAGAUCUGACAGUUGGUACAUACCAAAUUAAACUAUCUCCUUCCUAUAUUCAGGACAAACUGGCUAGAGAUAAUGAUGAAGAAUUUCAGAUUAAAAUGUUGCGAAAUGAGGAACGGACACCUACACCGGGUUUUAUCAGAGUCCGAGUGUUUUCGAGAUUUCGAAAUGCCGGAAAAUAUCAAUUAUGGGUUUCUUAUCGACCAAUCGUGGAAAGAGAUCAGGAAAUCGAAGAAGACUACAAUCCAAUAGAUGGAUAUUAUUGUACCUGCAAAUCUGGAAGUCGCACAAUUGGCACUUGCGCUCAUGUUGCAAGGGUCCUUUGUUAUCUUGGACACGCAAGAUACAUCGAAAAUGUUCGAUAUCCUUCAUUAAGAUUGGUGCAAACAGUUGAAGAUGCUCAAAACAGACCACAAUAA
Messenger RNA from Leptopilina heterotoma, 1731 nucleotides. RefSeq lists its product as uncharacterized. The coding region runs from base 1 to 1731 and encodes 576 amino acids. The transcript has a single exon. Lineage: Eukaryota; Metazoa; Arthropoda; Insecta; Hymenoptera; Figitidae. The record is from RefSeq and is a predicted model, not a curated record. Gene Ontology annotation, molecular function: zinc ion binding.